Messenger RNA from Dictyostelium discoideum AX4, 1545 nucleotides. RefSeq lists its product as hypothetical. The record is from RefSeq and is a predicted model, not a curated record. Gene Ontology annotation, molecular function: transmembrane transporter activity. Gene Ontology annotation, cellular component: membrane. Gene Ontology annotation, biological process: transmembrane transport. The transcript is spliced from 2 exons. Bases 1 to 1545 code for a protein of 514 amino acids. NCBI's taxonomy places the organism in Eukaryota, Evosea, Eumycetozoa, Dictyosteliales, Dictyosteliaceae.
AUGGAUAAAAUGGAAUCAGCAACAUCAGAAACCACCUUAACAUAUUCAUCAGAACAUACAAAAAGUUCAGAAAUAAUAUCAGAAGCAAGUAGUAAAGAUAGUCGUGAUAAUAUUAAAAUUAGAAGUAGCUUUAUAUCAUCAUCUUUAUUUUUUAUAAAAAUAUCAAUAUGGUUUUUUGGAUAUAGUGUUGUUCAAGGUGCAACAGCAGCAUUUGCAAUUCCAUAUCAAGUUUCAAUAUUAAGACCAGAAGAUAAAACAUAUUGGAAUGGUAUAUUACCAAUUAGUGGAAUGUUUAUAAAUUUAUUGAUUACACCAAUAUUUGGAUAUAUUAGUGAUCAUACAAAAACACCAUUUGGAAGAAGAAGACCAUAUCUAUUGGUUGGAACGAUGAUAAUGAUUAUAUUUUUAUGUUUAGAGGCAACAUUUGAUCAACCAUAUCAUUCAAUUGGUGGAUUUAUUAUAGUUUGUAGUGGUUAUCAACUUGGUCAAGGUAUUGCAGGUGGUGCAUUCUCUGGUAUCAUUCCAGAUGUUGUACAUCCUUCACAAUCUGGUAUUGCAAGUGGUUGGUUAGGUGUUGGUUUUUCAUUGGGUCUAUUGAUUGGUACAAUUUUGUUUGGUACUUUAUUAGAAGUGAAAAAUGUAAUUCAUACAUGGUAUUUGUAUGGUGCAACCAUUGCCUUCCUUGGUAUUUCCGCAUUGAUCACCAUCUGUACAAUGCAUGAAGAUUCUAAUGAUGAAUGGUCAUUCGAUGGUAGUUUACCAAGUUUCUUCAAAUCUUUGCAUCUCCCAUCAAGUAUCUAUUUCAACUUUUAUUGGGUCUUAAUCACCCGUUUCUUCAAUACACUUGGUAUCUACAUGAUCUUUAGUUUCUUGUUAUAUUUCGCCACUGAUAUCAUUGGUCAAACGAAUUUAAUGACAAAUAGUUAUAUCAUAGUGGUGUUGGUCAUGUGUUCCAUACCCGCUUCAAUCGCUGGUGGUUAUUUAGCUGAUUUUUACAGUACAAAACUAUUAGUAUACAUUAGUAGUGGUAUUCAAGUUGUGGCUAUAGCUUUAUUAAUCACAAUUUCAUUCAAUCCUUCAUUUGCUGGUUUGUUGAUUCUAUCAGGUUUCUUAGGUGUUGGUUAUGGUGCUUAUCAAUGUGUUGAUUGGGCAUUGGCACUUCAUUCAUUACCAAAUAAAACCAUUGGCAAAGAUAUGGGUAUUUGGCAUAUCUCUUUUAUCGCUCCAACUGUAGUUGCUCCAGCUAUCACUGGUAGCAUCUUACAAGCUACUCAAAUUACCCUUGAAAAUGGUACUAAAAUUUCUUCACAAUAUGGUUAUGCUAUUGUUUUUGGUAUUAGUUCAUUUUGGUUCCUUUUAGCAACAAUCUUUAUUUAUCCAAUGAAAAUUAGUGCUAUUCCAAAAAAUUGUUCUAGAAAAGAUCAACAACAACAAACUAAUAAUCAACAAUCACAAAAUCAACAACAAUUACAACCAACUAAUAAUGGUGCUGAUUUAAAUAAUCAUAAUAAUGGUAAAGAAAACCCAAUAAUAGAACCAGUUUAA